AUGAAUGCAGCAUUACUAGUGGUAGAUAUGCAGGAGGAUUUCUGCCCACCGGAUGGAUCACUCGCGGUACAAGGGGCUCGCUCCAUUGCACCACUCAUCAAUACCUUGCUCGCCAACCCAGGCUUCCUGAUACGCGUAGCCUCGCAAGACUAUCACCCCCCAAAUCAUGUAUCCUUUGCGAGCAAUCAUCCCGAGCCUAACAAUCGCCCCUUUGAGUCCGUCUUCCAGAUGACCAAUCCGGCGCCUGGGAAGGGAAAUGAGAUCAAGGAGCAAAGGCUAUGGCCCGUUCAUUGUGUUGCAGGGACCAAGGGGGCCUCUAUCAUCCCUGAGAUUGACAGCAGUAAGAUUGACCUGCUCGUGAAGAAGGGAAUGGAUCCGCGCGUGGAGAUGUACUCUGCCUUCUCUGAUGCGUUUGGCAACCUUGACCCAGCCGUUCAUGCUCAGUCCGUGGACGUUGAUCUCAAAGCAGUGCUGACAGAAAGAGGCAUCACACAUGUGUUUUCAGUCGGGAUCGCUGGUGACUAUUGUGUCAAAUACACGGCUAUGGAUGCCGCGAGGGGAGGAUUCAAAAGCUAUCUUGUCGAGGAUGCGACCAGAAGCGUUGAUCCUGAUGCAGGAUGGGAGGAGGCCAAGCGAGAGUGUGAAGCAGCGGGAGUAACAAUCAUUCGAUCGGAUGGCCCUGAGAUUGCGGCUCUCACUGCGUCUUAG
Messenger RNA from Aspergillus udagawae, 708 nucleotides. Its product is annotated as nicotinamidase. NCBI's taxonomy places the organism in Eukaryota, Fungi, Ascomycota, Eurotiomycetes, Eurotiales, Aspergillaceae. The transcript is spliced from 2 exons. The record is from RefSeq and is a predicted model, not a curated record. Bases 1 to 708 code for a protein of 235 amino acids.